GCUAUUGGAACGCCGCUCGAAUGGCCUGAAGCUAAGAAGGUCGCCAGUCAUGUGAGAUCUUGGGGUAUCGAACAACUACUGGCAAUCUGGCGAGACUACAAGGGCAAAGAAAGAGAUGCACUGCUAUGGGGAGAUGAGGUAGAUCACCAGUUGUAA
This is a messenger RNA of Macroventuria anomochaeta, 156 nucleotides long. RefSeq lists its product as uncharacterized. The record is from RefSeq and is a predicted model, not a curated record. Gene Ontology annotation, cellular component: glutamate-cysteine ligase complex. Gene Ontology annotation, molecular function: glutamate-cysteine ligase activity. NCBI's taxonomy places the organism in Eukaryota, Fungi, Ascomycota, Dothideomycetes, Pleosporales, Didymellaceae. The transcript is spliced from 2 exons. The annotation marks the transcript as partial. Gene Ontology annotation, biological process: glutathione biosynthetic process.